GCCCAAAAAAUUUAUUGUUAGAUGAGUGACUUGAAGAGACUUGGGGGUAUGGACAGUUGUCAACCAUUGCUCGUUUUUGUAGUGCCUUGCUUAGUUAUAAACUAGCGAAUGUCACACCACGAGCAAGUAGUUAGCUACGGAAGCACAGAUAGGACAACCUCUGAAACGAGGUGUAGUCGAAACAACAACAGUACUCCCCCGGGUUCUGUACGAGAAGCCACCACCGAAGCUUCGGUGGAAGCUUGGAUUAGAAAAGCUUUUUCCUUAUUUGACCAAGAAGGAAAGGGUUAUGUGGAUAGCGUAGAUUUUGCGGAUGACAUUCAACACCUGUUUCCCAAUUGUAAGGAGGAGGAAGUAGAAGAGUUGUUAGAAGACACAGACCCAAAAGGUGUUGGAGUGGUCACUUUUGAAAACUUUUGUCAAGCCAUGAGUAGGCGCUUAAAGGGGAGAGUUCCAUUUGAAGCGUUACAGGAAGGCUUUAAAGCUUUUGACCGAGAUGGUGACGGCUACAUUGACGCUCAAGACUUGACUGAACACAUCUCCAACUUUGUAAGGGAACGUGACGAACGAGAUGAUAACGAAGCAGUAGGAGGUGAACGUAGUCGGGGACGUACCAGUCGACAAUCUUCCUUUCAGAGAGGAGAAGUGCGAAAGGCUUCCUCAAAAGAGUGCUCAAGAAAUAUUUCUAGAGAUUCUAGACGCUCUGCAUCCCCAGAUUGGAGCAAAUAUGAACACGAAGCAGAGGAACUUAUAGCAAGAAGAGAUUUGGACCACGACGGACGUAUCAAUAUGCAAGAGUUUGUUGAUGCAGCUUCAGAAGAACGUGAUAUGGACACUGUUCAGGAUAAGGUUUAAAUGAAUAAAGUUGUUUAUUUCAUUUGCAACAUUUGUGCAUUC
Galdieria sulphuraria is the source of this 897-nucleotide messenger RNA. Its product is annotated as calmodulin. The transcript is spliced from 2 exons. The record is from RefSeq and is a predicted model, not a curated record. NCBI's taxonomy places the organism in Eukaryota, Rhodophyta, Bangiophyceae, Galdieriales, Galdieriaceae. Bases 109 to 855 code for a protein of 248 amino acids. Gene Ontology annotation, molecular function: enzyme regulator activity; calcium ion binding.